This is a messenger RNA of Fraxinus pennsylvanica, 1605 nucleotides long. The record is from the annotation of a GenBank genome assembly. Lineage: Eukaryota; Viridiplantae; Streptophyta; Magnoliopsida; Lamiales; Oleaceae.
AUGGCGCAUGAUCAAAAGAAAGAAGAAGAUCCAAGAAAAGUUAAUAAUCCAUUCCCUUUGGAUUCAAACUGCUACAAUAUUCUUGAUGAAAUCGGUAAAGGGGCUAGUGCCAUUGUUUACAAGGCUAUUUGCCUUCCCAUCAACUCUACUGUAGUGGCCAUCAAAGCCAUUGAUCUCGAAAAAUUGAGGGCGGAUUUUGACAAUGUCCGCCGUGAAGCCAAGACUAUGACUCUUCUCUCCCACCCUAAUAUCCUCCAAGCACACUGUUCUUUCACUGUCGACAGCCGCCUUUGGGUGGUGAUGCCGUUCAUGUCCGGAGGUUCUUUACAGUCCAUAAUUUCGUCGUCUUAUCCUGAUGGCCUUUCGGAGUCGUGCAUUGCCACGGUUCUUAAAGAAAUUCUAAGUGCUUUAUCCUAUCUUCAUGGACAAGGCCAUCUACAUAGGGAUAUCAAAGCUGGUAACAUUCUGAUAGACUCUACUGGCUCGGUGAAGUUGGCAGAUUUUGGGGUUUCGGCCUCGAUUUACGAGUCAAAUUCGUCGUACGGUUCUUGGUCUUCUUCGUUUUCGUCCUCUAUGAUGCUUACUGAUGUUGCUGGUACGCCAUAUUGGAUGGCGCCGGAGGUGAUACACUCACAUACUGGAUAUAGUUUAAAGGCUGAUAUAUGGUCUUUCGGAAUUACUGCAUUGGAAUUAGCUCAUGGAAGGCCUCCUCUUUCUCAUCUUCCUCCAUCAAAAUCCUUGAUCAUGAAAAUUACAAAGCGUUUUAGGUUUUCCGACUAUGAAAAGACUAAUGAUAUGAAGAGCAAGAAAUUCACGAAAUCUUUUAAAGAUAUGGUUGGUUUGUGUCUUGAUCAAGAUCCGUCCAAGAGGCCAUCCGCAGAAAAACUGUUGAAGCAUUCAUUUUUCAAGUACAGCAAGGGGCCUGAAUUUCUUGUCAAGAAUCUCUUGCAUGGUUUGCCAAGUGUAGAACAAAGAUUCAAAUCGAUGAAGAUUCGGAUGUCCUUAUUAUUGAACAAGACUGAUGAAGAAGAUGAAGAUGAAUCUAUCGGUGGAACUCCAAAACUAAGAAGGAUUAGUGGGUGGAAUUUUAAUGAAGAAGUUUUUGAACUGGACCCUGUGUUCCCGUCUGAUCGAAAACAAGUUACAUUUGGAGGUGAAGCUUUCAUCAAAGACAAGGAAAAGGGCUCUAAUGAAUCGUUGAAUUCGAGUUCAUCGGGACAAGUUUUGUCUGAAACUGAUCAUAUUAGUGUCCAAGAAUCAGGUUCUGAUGGCCAAGAUGGCAAUACAGUUUGUAAUCAUAAUGAAACUUGUGAAUCCGUAGACGUAGUUGGGAGUGGUGGUGCUGGUGGCGGCAACAGCACUGGAGAUAAUGGAUUAGUGUUACAGACUCUAAAGUUUCUUAAGAAGAGUGUGGAUGAUCAAAAGCAACUGGUUAAUCACAUGAUUGGUUUAAUUCAAGGUGAAGACAGUGCAAAUCAGACAAGUGAAGAACAGUUGAGGAAGGAGAUUGAGAAUUUGAAGGUGCAGCUGGAGAAUGAGAAGAAGAAGAAUUCUGCACUGGAAUUGGAACUGGAGUUUCUAAAGUUGAAGUUAUCUAAUGAGUAA